Molecule: messenger RNA, 6352 nt
Organism: Gadus chalcogrammus (walleye pollock)
Lineage: Eukaryota; Metazoa; Chordata; Actinopteri; Gadiformes; Gadidae
Gene: kcnh1a
Product: potassium voltage-gated channel, subfamily H (eag-related), member 1a
Exons: 13
Coding region: 551-3478 (975 amino acids)
Biological process (GO): potassium ion transmembrane transport; regulation of membrane potential
Cellular component (GO): membrane
Molecular function (GO): delayed rectifier potassium channel activity
Source: RefSeq, a predicted model, not a curated record
GGGCGGCCUACUCCAGAGUGGUGCCCGGACACCAACUCUAGGUGUAGUGGCGUGCCCUUGCCGUGGUUAUAGGCAGGGCAGCAGUGUUAACGUGCAUGGAUUUGUUGCGUGGGAGGAAACCGGAGCAGCCGGAAUAAUCGCCAACUACAAUGGAGUGGGUAGAGUCGUUCUGCGGAGGGUGCAGGCGUGCUUCCUCUCCGGUAGGUGGCGUUCCACGAGCUAUCAUUGCGUAAACUGCUGAUAAAAAUAAGUAGAGCCGUAGCCCCUCCUUUGCCGCGUCCAACUCAACACUUGCUUGUGGUGUGGUGGUGCUGAAGUGGUGUUCUCGUCCACUGGAUUUGAUGCUCAAGAAGGAGCCUCCAACGCAUCACCACCGCACCGAUGUCUCAACCAGGGCUUGGGGCAGACCACCGUUUCUAGGAUUACCCCUCGUCUGCAGAGGUAGAUGAUGACAGGUGUUCGGAGCGUUUACUCCACGGAUUGCAACAGACUGGGAAGUAAGGUUUACCCACAGCUACCCCCCAUCGGAUGACUUGAGUGAGGAGUCAGAAUGGCAGGGGGUCGGAGAGGACUUGUGGCCCCUCAAAAUACUUUUUUGGAGAAUAUUGUCAGACGAUCAAAUGUUUGGACACUGUCACAUAGACAGACAGACACCAACUUUGUUCUGGGAAACGCUCAGAUCGUAGACUGGCCAAUUGUCUACAGUAAUGAUGGCUUCUGCAAACUGUCUGGCUACCAUCGUGCUGAGGUCAUGCAGAAGAGCAGCACUUGCAGCUUCAUGUAUGGGGAGCUCACAGAUAAGGACACGAGUGACAAAGUGCGGCUAACGUUUGAGAACUAUGAGAUGAAUUCCUUUGAAAUACUAAUGUACAAGAAGAACAGAACGCCUGUCUGGUUCUUCGUAAAGAUCGCUCCGAUACGAAACGAGCAGGAGAAGGUGGUCCUAUUCCUCUGUACCUUCAGUGACAUCACAGCCUUUAAACAGCCCAUCGAGGACGACUCUUCCAAAGGCUGGGGGAAGUUUGCCCGUUUGACCCGUGCCCUGACCAGCAGUAGAGGAGUGCUGCAGCAGCUCCAACCCACCGUCCACAAAGGAGAGAACGUCCACAAGCACUCGCGCUUAGCUGAGGUGCUGCAGCUGGGCUCCGACAUCCUACCUCAGUACAAGCAGGAGACGCCGAAGACCCCGCCCCACAUCAUCCUGCACUACUGCCUCUUCAAGACCACUUGGGACUGGGUGAUUCUCAUCCUCACCUUCUACACGGCCAUCAUGGUGCCCUACAACGUGUCCUUCAAGACCAAGCAGAACAACGUCACAUGGCUGGUGCUGGACAGCGUGGUGGACGUCAUCUUCCUGGUGGACAUCGUGCUCAACUUCCACACCACCUUCGUGGGGCCCGGCGGCGAGGUCAUCUCCGACCCCAAGCUCAUCCGCAUGAACUACCUGAAGACCUGGUUCGUGAUCGACCUGCUGUCCUGCCUGCCCUACGACAUCAUCAACGCCUUCGAGAACGUCGACGAGGGGAUCAGCAGCCUCUUCAGCUCCCUCAAGGUGGUCCGCCUGCUCCGUCUGGGCCGAGUGGCCCGCAAGCUAGACCACUACAUCGAGUACGGGGCCGCCGUGCUGGUCCUGCUGGUGUGUGUGUUUGGACUGGCGGCCCACUGGCUCGCCUGCAUCUGGUACAGCAUCGGGGACUACGAGGUGAUCGACGAGGACACCAACAUCGUGCGCCUGGACAGCUGGCUCUACAUCCUGGCCGAGACGGCGGGUACGCCCUACCGCUUCAACGCCAGCGGCUCCGGCAAGUGGGAGGGCGGGCCCAACAAGGACUCGGUGUACAUCACCUCGCUGUACUUCACCAUGACCAGCCUCACCAGCAUCGGCUUCGGCAACAUCGCGCCCACCACCGACGGGGAGAAGAUCUUUGCCGUGGCCAUGAUGAUGAUCGGAUCCCUCCUCUACGCCACCAUCUUCGGUAACGUGACAACCAUCUUCCAGCAGAUGUACGCCAACACCAACCGCUACCACGAGAUGCUGAACAGCGUGCGGGACUUCCUCAAGCUGUACCAGGUGCCCAAGGGCCUCAGCGAGAGGGUCAUGGACUACAUCGCCUCCACCUGGUCCAUGUCCCGGGGUAUAGAUACUGAAAAGGUCUUGCAGAUAUGCCCUAAGGACAUGCGAGCGGAUAUCUGUGUCCAUCUGAACCGCAAGGUCUUCAAGGAACACCCCGCCUUCCGGCUGGCCAGCGACGGGUGCCUCCGCGCGCUGGCCAUGGAGUUCCAGACCAUCCACUGCGCCCCGGGAGACCUGAUCUACCACGCAGGGGAAAGCGUGGACAGCCUGUGCUUCGUGGUAUCCGGAUCCCUCGAGGUCAUUCAGGACGACGAGGUGGUGGCCAUCUUGGGGAAGGGCGACGUGUUUGGGGACGUGUUCUGGAAGGAGGUGACCCUGGCUCAGGCCUGCGCUAACGUGCGAGCGCUGACCUACUGCGACCUGCACGUCAUCAAGCGUGACGCUCUGCAGAAGGUGCUGGAGUUCUACACGGCGUUCUCCAACCACUUCUCCAGGAAUCUGCUGCUCACCUACAACCUCCGCAAGAGGAUCGUCUUUCGUAAGAUCAGCGAUGUGAAGCGUGAGGAGGAGGAGCGGCUGCGGCGUAAGAACGAGGCGCCCCUCAACCUGCCCCCGGACCACCCGGUGCGCCGGCUCUUCCAGCGCUUCAGGCAGCAGAAGGAGGCGCGGCUGAACACCGACCGGCCCGACCUGGACGACCACGACCUGGAGCGUGGUCCCCUGUACACUGAGAUCCCCUCGGCAAACAAGGCGCCCGUCGCCACCACCAGUAUCGUCACGGUGACGGAGAGCCCGGCCACGCCCUCGUCGUCGUCCUCCCUGCCCCCCGGCUCCUCCCCCGCCCCCGCCCCCUCUGACAAGGCCAAGCUCCAGGCGCCGGUGUCGGCCAUCGCCCUGAUGGGGGGCCGGCCGGCCGAGCCCGCCAAGGUGAAGGGCUGGGGCCGCUUCAAGGAGUCCAUGGCCAAGACGGACCAGUGGAACAAGGUGUCCAAGGCCGAGUCCAUGGAGACUCUGCCCGAAAGGACAAAGGCUCACGAGCCGCCGCUGCCGCUGAAGAAGACGGACUCCUGCGACAGCGGCAUCACCAAGAGCGACCUGCGCCUGGACAAGAUGGGGGAGCCGCGCCUGACACCCCAGGACCGCAGCCCGGUGCAGCCCGACGCCCGGCACGCCUUCUACCCCAUCCCCGAGCAGACGCUGCAGGCCUCACUGCAGGAGAUCAAGCUAGAGCUCAAGGACGACCUCAAGAGCCUGAACGCACGAAUGUCGGGCCUGGAGGCCCAGCUCGCAGAGGCCCUCCAGCUCCUCAGGGCCAGAAGAACAGCUGCUGCUUCCCCAAAGCCCCUUUUUGAGAUCUCCAGACCCACGUCACCGGACAGCGACAAAGACGACCUCUUCUCGUGAGGGUGGAGAGAGGAACAUGUGAGUGAUGGACAUUGAACUCGGGCUUGGACACUUUGCUGGCCAGCUGUUUUGUGUUGGAAAUAUCAUGGUCUUCCUCAAGAUUUACUGGCUUUGACAUUAGGUGCCCCUCAGUGGACUUCCAAAGGGGAGGUACUUUGAGUUACAAAGCUUUGUUAAGGGAUGUUUGAGCGGAAUAGAUUUGCACAGGAGAGCAAUGGAAAGACAGUUAAACAAUUGAAAGCUGACAGCUACACGUUUGUUUAAACAAUCUAAUUAUAUUUUCCAUAGCACACUGAUGGAAAAUGAGCUUGACCAAUAAUCGUUAGGGAGCGCUUGCAUGUCAGAGACUUUUGAAGCUGUGCAUCGGUAAGGAUGCACCUUUGAUUAACAACUUGCAACAUUUGCAUUUGUUUUUACACUCAUAAAGAAAGGCAUUUUGGCAAAACUUAAUGAGAAAAAAUUUGCACUGAAUCAGGAUGAGGCUAUCAUUGUGUUUUAGUGUCAUUAUUAUUGUUAAAAUUACAAAUAAUGUAUUUCUGGCCAAGCUCUCUGUUACAUCACAACGAUAAGUGCCCCAGCAAUGCCAACAUCAAUUUGUUGUUUAUUUUUUUAAUUUUAUUUUUUUAAAUGCCUUGAUUGUGAACGUGUGACAGAUAUGUCUUUGACCCUGUGCAAGCUGUAUGCUUCAAGGGAUUUAAAGGCCUUUUUGAUUUGGCUUAGCACAGAACAUCUUUAACCCAUCAAUUAUUGUAUCCAGAUACAAAAAGUAACGAUAAACAAAGCAUGAAAUAUCCAGGUUGCCUAAUAUUUUUUCAUAUGUACCAUGUCGCAGCUGUAAUAAUUUAUAUUUAUCAUAGUCGCUGUACAUAAGAUACACUACACGGUUGCCUGCAAUGUAUGGAAUAAUACAUUUAUAACAACCCAACUUGAUGAAAUAUAAAUGUAUUACAUUUAUCAUCAAUUUAUUUUUUCAAUUUAAUAUACUGAUGAUUUAUAGAUUGUUUAUCAAAGGAUUCCAAUUCUUGGUUCAGUUAUACAAUCAUAACCAUUAGCAGGGCCCCUAUAUUAGUACUAAGAGUGAUAACAUCACCUUUGUAUUAAGUCCUACGUACUUACGUUCUCAUGUUACCUCCUAUUUUGCUCUGCUGUUAUUAGUCUUUAUCACAAAAUUCAAAACCAUUUGCAACAUAUUUUAUAAAUAAUGUUGGAUCUCUCUAUUGUGUUAAGAGACCCCCCCACACACACACACACACACACACACACACAGACCUCGGUCCAACCAUUGACCGUACUUCAAUUAAACCAGACAGACAAUCCAGACCACCUCCGUUUUUUCUGUAUUUGUGCUACAUUUGUUUGUUUACUUUUUUAAGUUUUUAUUCUAAUCAAUUCAUACGACCGAACAACUAAGUGUUAUUUUAUUACCAGUGCGACAAAAUAGUGUUUUGAAACAGGUCGUCUAAUAGAAUGUUUACACAAUUUCUGUAUAAUACUGAAUGUUAAUAUAAUCUUUCAACUUGCAUGAUGCGUCGAUGGAACAAGGUUAUUAGCUGCUAAUUGUACUAGAAACAAUUAUUUUUACUUGUUCAUUUCAAAUGACAGACAAGACAGUGCUAAUGCUGGGACUUUGAUGACAACAAAUGUUUGUCGGGACACCUAUGAUAUGCACAGUUUAUUGUAUUAACAUGUAUCUGCAAGAACUGUCUCAUAAUCCCUUCACAAAUCCCUGUUGCAAUUUAUUUAUUUUUACAUCACUUUUCAUUGGCAACUCAAGUCCAAGAGGCAAUACAUACAAGUGUCUUACACUCUUAUGAAAUCCAGCAUUAACAUAAUCAUUAUUAUUAAACUACACUGAUAAGUAGAUGAAUUUAGCUACAAUUAGCAUGACCCACAGUAACAGAAACCAUGGCUCACGGAAUGAAACAUCUAUACAUCAUGUUUAUUUACAACCUUUACAGGUUGGGAAGUUCAAAAUGCACCACAUUAUGGAAAUAGAAGUGAUACACUUUCCAGUAUAAUGAGCGAACAUACAACGAUAUUAUAUUCAUGAACUAUUCCAUAUGAAUUGACAUGCAUUUUUUUAGUGAUGACACUAAAGGCUUGAAUAAAGAGGGAUGGUUUUGUAUGCCGGAAGGUGAUUCCUAUUUUAUCAUGUACUUUGCAAGUAGCAUGAAGAGGUGCUGAAAAGAGAAAUGAAAUAGGCAACGGGAUAUGAUGAGUCAGUCUAUGAACUUGCAGUAGCUCUUAAGCCACAUUUGUAAACGGUCUAUUGCCCACCAUCCUAGAUGAAAAACGAAUCGAUUGAAUGCAACACUGCUAAGUGUUGAUCAUUCACUCUUCCCCUACAGUACAUGGGGAUGGUAUUGCAUGAUGGUGGAGCUUCAGUCCAGAACUUAAAAAGCAAUAUCUAGAACUAUUCUGUAUCAUUAUAAUGUUGUCCCAACUAGAAGGGACAUCUUGCAAAAUGCAGCAUUGCUUAUUUUGAAUACGGUGUCCCAUUAUGAAAAAUAACAUGACUGCAAUCAUAAAAACAUUGCCAUCACUACUUUUGCUUGACGUAUUACACUCAACAUUCAGUCAGUUAUUACUGUCCUAUUACCAUUGCCUGGUAUUUAAAAGCAUGUAACUGUGCCUUCAGGAAAGUCCCCUAAUAAGUCAUGCCCAGUCCUGCAGUAAAUUAUUAUAGACGAGAGGAAGCAUGAAUCUGGAAGUUGAAGAGGAUAUUUCUAUUUUUUGGUGGUCAGCUCUAGGAUGUGCCUAUCUUGCCAGACUUCUGGAUCCACCGAUUAUACUGGAAUGAGUUGUUUAUACGAAAUUUGAUAAUUUUGGCUGCAUUAUUCUGUCAUAUGUAAUAUUCACAUGCCUGUAGACAUA